AUGCCUUUUAUCACACAUCCACUGUCGCCCGACAGCCUUCCGGUAGUUCCGCUUUGGAUCAAUGGCAAAGCACAUCCUUCUUCUGAAGAUGAAAUCCUGUUUCCUGUCAUCUCCUCCGUUCAAGACAAGCCUAUCCACUACGCCGUCUCUGCUUCGCCAAAGGUCGCUGUCCUGGCUGUCGAAGCUGCCGCUACAGCUCUCGUUGAAUGGCGAAAGACAACACCUGCGCACCGCCGAUCACUUAUUCUGAAAGCUGCCGAUGUACUGGAGAAGAAAAGUAAGGAAGUGAUGCAAGCACAGGUGGCGGAAACCAGCUGCCCGGAGAUGUUUGCAAAGUUCAACAUGGGAUCCGUAGCAUGGAUGCGAGAGAUAGCCUCUGCCACGACCGAGAUAAGGGGCGUGGUGACGCAAAACGCGACUGGAGAGGGCGGCGCGGACGUGGGCGGCCUGACAGUCACGGUUAGAGAACCAGUCGGGGUAGUGAUGAUCAUUCCACCGUGGAACGGUGCCGUGAUACUUCCGGUCCGAGCACUGAGCAUGGCGCUCGCAGCUGGCUGCACUGUUGUAGUGAAGGCCUCGGAGUUGUCGCCACGGACACACCACUUGUUGCUUGAGGCGUUUGAAGAAGCGGGCAUUCCAUCCGGCGUCAUCAACAUGAUUCAAGCGAGGCGAGAGGAUGCUGCCGCCGUCACUGAAGCCAUCGUCGCACACAAGUCACUUCGAAAAGUGGACUUUAUCGGCAGUGCUGCCGUGGGUAGCAAGAUUGGUCAGCUUUGCGCAAAAUAUCUCAAGCCUGUCUUGAUGGAGCUUGGUGGCAAGGGGCCAGCUGUUGUUCUCGAGGACGCCGAUCUUCAACAGGCGGCCAAGAUGUGUGCCAUGGGUGCGGUGGCGGAUCAUGGCCAGCUAUGUUUCUCGACGGAGCGCAUUAUCGUUCAUCGCGCCGUCUAUGAUGAGUUCGUGAAGUACCUUACCGCGAUCUUCUCUCACAUUCCCACUGCCGGUGACGCUGUCACCAAGGAAUCCGCAAAGCAUGCCUACGAUGUCCUCAGUGACGCACAAGACAAGGGCGCCACCUUCCUAGUGGGCGGGCUCGAGUAUCUCAGCGAGACGAGCCUCAAGCCUACCCUCGUCACCAACGUAUCCCGCGAUGCUCGUAUCUUCGACGAAGAAACGUUCGGUCCUACAGCAACGGUCUACAUGGCAGAAGAUGACGACGAUGCAGUCGAAAAGGCAAAUGACUCGGCCUACGGCCUCAAUGCGGCGGUGCAUAGCAAGAGUUGGGAGCGUGGUUAUGAGAUUGCGAAGCGAUUGGAGUACGGCCAGGUGCACAUCAACAACGUGACCUGCUCGGACGCGCCGGGAGCUCCUAUCAAAGGUGUGAAGGGCUCUGGGUGGGGAAGUUCUAAUAGCAUCUGGGGGAUCAAUGAGUUCAGCAUUGAGAAGUCUGUCUUUCUUCACCCUAGUGGCGGGGCGAGCAUGAUCGGAUAGGCAUUCGCAACGUGAUUUGGGUACGAACGCAUUGGGCAUCUAC
Molecule: messenger RNA, 1531 nt
Organism: Paraphaeosphaeria sporulosa
Lineage: Eukaryota; Fungi; Ascomycota; Dothideomycetes; Pleosporales; Didymosphaeriaceae
Product: ALDH-like protein
Exons: 4
Coding region: 1-1488 (495 amino acids)
Molecular function (GO): succinate-semialdehyde dehydrogenase (NAD+) activity
Source: RefSeq, a predicted model, not a curated record